Messenger RNA from Panicum virgatum (switchgrass), 1367 nucleotides. RefSeq lists its product as uncharacterized. Bases 252 to 995 code for a protein of 247 amino acids. NCBI's taxonomy places the organism in Eukaryota, Viridiplantae, Streptophyta, Magnoliopsida, Poales, Poaceae. The record is from RefSeq and is a predicted model, not a curated record. The transcript is spliced from 2 exons.
AAAGGAUUACGAAUUCCACGAACGCCAGCACACGCUCCCACAGCGAGGCUCUCCUUUUGAAGUUGCCGGGCACUUGUCAUGCACGUCCACAUCGAUCCCUCCUCCGGGAACCCAAUUCCUCCUCCGAGCUCCCCCAUUUAUAUCCACCGCACUCCUCGUCGAUCGGAUCACGAGCUGAUCGGAUGAACGGCGCAGACAAAGAAUCACCCGAUCCGUAGCGGCGCGCAGAAGGAUCACUUGAUCGGGGAGCAAUGCCUUGCUUGGCGCAGGAGCUCCACCCCAGGCCGGCCGCCGCCGCCAGCAACUACUGCAAGUCCCUCUCGUCGCUCAUCCGGGAGACUUACGCGCACUGCCACGUCCCCUGCGUCAGGGUCCCCGCCGGCGCCGCCGGCUGGAGCUCCGGCGAGGACAGCGACGACGACGACGGCAGCGGCCUCGACGAAGCGCUCGACACCAAGCAGGUGGUCCUCGCCGAGAUGAGGAAGCGGUCCCGGUGCAGCCAGCUGGACUCGCCGACGCUGCCGCUGACCAGCGCGGCCUUCGCCUGGUCCUACACCCCGCUCGAUCCGAGGACCGUCCUCGAGAAGGUGUCGAGUCCCAAGACGUGCGUCGUGGUGGAGGGGACCGACGAGAAGGCCAAGGAGGAGGAGGCAGCCGAGGAUGACGGCGACGCGGACGACGAGAGCGAGGCCUUCUUCUCGGUGAAGAGCUUCUUCACGCGCAGCACGAGCCGGGCGGCGACCGUGGCGUCGUCGGCGGCGGGCAUGAUGAUGGAGAUGGACCCGCCGCCGCCGAUGCUGCGGUCGCCCGAGGCGUGGGAGCGCUUUCGGGACUGCGAGGGGUGGCCGUUCGGGCUGUGCCGCCGGCCCGCCGUCCUCCCGCUGCCGCCGCUGCCCAGCACGCCGGCCGACUCGUGGAAGUGGCGCAAGAGCGCCAGCAGCGGCUUCGCCGCGAGCCCGGCCCCUGCUUACACCCACAAGCUUGCCAGUAAAUAACCGCAUCGCCAUUGAUGAUUAGCCAAGAAGGACCUCGGACCGUACCGUCCGUCUUAGCAACGCUGCUGAGACGAGACGACGUUUACAAGCUCUUCAGCUACUAGUUUGUGACUCUCUGCUUGAUGAGUGUUGCCAGCAGUGGUGGCGCUUCUCGUACUCUUAGCUAGUCCUGUUCUUCCGCCCUCCUCUAGAACGCGGCAAUUUCAUAGGAAUUCUACAGGACACGAGACAUCCAGUUCGAACAAAAAAUGUGAAGUUUCCUAGGAAAUUCCUACGAAAAUGUUGCAUUUUGAGGAGGCCUUGAUCUUUGGGAGGAUUUUCAUCGGGUGUACGUGCUCUGAAUAAUAAAACUCAGGUGUAAGUGUACUUUCA